This is a messenger RNA of Neopsephotus bourkii (Bourke's parrot), 1454 nucleotides long. RefSeq names its product cyclin D1 binding protein 1 (gene CCNDBP1). The coding region runs from base 92 to 1051 and encodes 319 amino acids. The record is from RefSeq and is a predicted model, not a curated record. Gene Ontology annotation, biological process: regulation of cell cycle. Gene Ontology annotation, cellular component: nucleus. NCBI's taxonomy places the organism in Eukaryota, Metazoa, Chordata, Aves, Psittaciformes, Psittacidae. The transcript has 11 exons.
UAGCGGUCUGCUUUUACCCGGAAGCGGACUUGACGCACAGUGCGUCGGUGACCGGAAGGGGCGGGGUGUAAGGCUGGCACCUCUCGAAGCCAUGGAGGUGAGGGAGCCGCUGCUGGUGCUGCGCGGCGCGUUACGGGCGGUGCUGGCACGGGUCCGAGAGGGCGAACCGGGUGAGGGCCGUGAGCCGUUCGAGCUGCCGCUCUUCUGGGACGCGCUAGGUCAGACAUUCAAAGUAACAUCACAGGAAGCUACAAAGCUGAGUUUGGCAUUUUCAAGAUCUCCACUGACUUCUGCUGAGGAUUGCCAGAAGCUGAGUGAAGAUGUCCAAAAUGCCAUUCUUGCAGUUGCCACAGUGUACUACUGGCUCCCCAAAGGCCAAGGUACUACUCUUCGGAAGAUGGUCCGAGAUGCUACCACUGAAGUAGUGCAAGGAAUGAUCCAACUCACAGAAACAAUUCUCAGUGCUCCAUUGGAGAGCUUGUCUCAGGAACAGCUUGUAUCAACUGGUGGUGUGUGGGAGGCAUGUGAACAAGUGUCCAGUCUUCCACGAGAUAACCAGGCAGCAGUUGUGUCAACUCUGGCUGCAUGUCUAGGUGUGGUCAAGGAUGCUCUGGAGGAGAUGGAGCAUGCUCUGGUGGAAGGGCAUGACCCGUACAGUGACAUCAUGGAAGAUGAGGAGCUGGGCUUUCGAGGUAACAGAGAUACGUAUUGGUCAGAAGCUGACCGGAAGCUGCUUAGCUCCUGCAUGGGAUUAAUGAAGGCUUCUAAAGCUUGCCUGAAGAAGGUCUUGGGUGUAGUGAAGGCUUAUGGGAAAGCUGAUUCUCCAGACCAGGUUGCUCAGCUGGACGAUCUUGCAGACAUUGCUAAUGAGAUUAGUCCAAGUGUUGAUGAGCUGGCACUGAGCAUGUAUCCACCUAUGAACCAGCUGGCUGUGCGGCUUAAUGCUGCUAAGUUGGCGUCAGUAUUAAAGAAAGUCUUAGAGAUUACAAGGUGCCAGUUGGUACUUGGCUGCGUUGCAGCUAUGAAAAGUGAGAAGAUCAAGAAAACUUGAGGGGGACAUCCAAGGAGGAAGGAGCACAGACACACUCUCAAGAAUUGCCUGUUACUUUCUACAGGUAACUACUACCCAUGUGAGGCUUCCACCAAGAAUAGAAAUAACUUAUUUAUAGCAUUUUGUUAUUUUUAAUUGUUGUUUUUCAAGCAAGACUUGACCUUGUGUAGAUCUGUUAGAGAUUAUCUGCAUAAUUAAAUAGAGAAGGAUUAGCAUAUCUGGUACUAAAGGAAAAUCAGAAAGGCAUCUGAGAGGGGAGAACCCUAACAGAACUGAAUAUUUGAGAGUUAUUUGGAUAAAGAGUCUGGCUGAACUCAGCUAACUCCAAGACAUGGUGCUGUACUAACAUAAGCAUAGCCUUGCUGCUUCUGAAUAAAAAAUAAAGACGCCUGAUUGAGCUGAG